Molecule: messenger RNA, 3531 nt
Organism: Ectocarpus siliculosus
Lineage: Eukaryota; Phaeophyceae; Ectocarpales; Ectocarpaceae
Source: the annotation of a GenBank genome assembly
AUGCUGUUCCUGAGAGUAGACGAACAGCAAGGCGAAGGGGGAAAAGCCCACCUCGAGGGGCUGCUGCGGACAGACGGCUGCAGCGGAGCGGUGGAGACGUUGAGGGCGUUCUCGGUCUGCGGGACCUUGGUCGAGCCCAUCUCGGGAGUUCCGCAUCUGAUUCGGCGCGACACUGAUGAGGCAGCAGCUGGUGGGCCGACGCGGAGCAAGGCUAGCGAGAGCUUGGAGAGGAAAGAGAGGGAAACCCCGACCACCCAGGAACUGGCGACCACUUCGCUAGUUUACCUUCCGGCUAUCCCCUCGUGGCUACCGCUGUGGAGCUUGCUCUCUCCGUCCGACGCCAUCAGCAGCAGCAGGGGCGGCGAAUAUGGCAGCAGCAGCGGAAGUGGUGGCGUUGCGCAUCUUUCCGAGACACGAACGACCGGUGCAGACAAGACUCCGCCACACGAGCCUGCGGCCACCAGCGCCUCCAGCGGAGAUGAACCAAACGUCUCCGUCCUCAACCCGGCUCUCGACGGACUAGCUGCCGUUGGAAGCGGGGACAGUGUUGGCGGCGGCGGCAGCGGCGGCGGUAGAGGGGCCGUACGGCUCGUGCAAACCGUAGCCACGAGCCAGGCGCCGUACCGGUACGCCGUCGUCUUGCACUUCUGGGACGUGGCUGACGCGGUCUCUUUCGUGGAGAGGGUCAACGGACUCUCCUUGCCGGGCCGCGGCGUGGUGAAAGCUCUGUUUCUAUCGGGAGCGGAGGUUAUCCCAGCUCCAGGGAGUGGUGCUGGUGGUGGCGACGGUGGGGGCGCCGACGGGGCCGAUGCGAUUUCGUUCCGACAACGGCGAAGGCGAUCUCUAAGCGAAGGAGUGGCGCCAUCGUCCUCCUCCUCUUCGGGGGCAAAGGACGGGGCAACACUGCAGGGCAGCGGCAGCGAGGAGUCCAAGUCCAGCUGGUCAGGCCGCGCCGGGCAAGCGGGUCGGUCCAGCUGCAGCCCCCCCCGAGAUCGCGACAGCAGUCGCGCCCGAUUAUUGGCCGGUGCAACCGCCGGGAGUUCCCCGCGAGGGAGGCUGGCGGGGAGGGCGAGAGCAGGGGACGGCGGGGCUCCGGGAGGUGAGGGGCGGGCUACCUACGCCCGCCCAGGACCGGCGUCGGCGUCGCCCCCCCCAGUGGGGAGAGAAACGGAGGCCGAAGAGCGCAAGGGCCGCGGCUGCGGGGAGGGGGGGAGUGAUGGAGGGAGCGGCUCGGUUUCGCCCCCGCCGGUUUGGCAGCAGGGGGGUGAGAUGUUCUUGGCGUUGAGCGGCGGGGGUGGGGGGGCGCGGCGCCGCGUGGCUUGGGGGCGGGGGGGGGCAGGAGCAGUUGCCCAUCGCAAUCCCAAUGGCGACGGACGUGAUGGCGGCGGCGGCGGCAGGGGCGGCAAGGGCAGCAGAACCGAGCUCCCGCCAUGUCCCGUCUGUAUUGACCGUCUCGACCCGGCGGUCUCCGGUAUACCGUUGGCGAGGAGCGGCAGCAAGAGCAGCAGCAACGGCGGGGGGGAGGGGGGUAGCGGCGGCGGCGGCAUCACGGGGGCGAUUCUCGGCAGCUGUCGCCACCGAGAAUGCAACUCUAGAGGGGGGAAAGCGGGAGAGGCUUCAGCGGCAUCAGCUGCCGCCGCCGCCGCCGCCGCCGCCGCGGGAUCCUCGCCAGGCCCGAAAUGCAGUGUCAGCGAUGAUGAUUCAGCCGGGCAUGACCCUGGCUGCGAGAAGAAGGAAGCCAGCCCAACGGGACAGGCGUUGGGCGGGGACAAGCACAGGGGCAGGGGGCCCCGGUGGGAAGGAGAGAGGACUAGGCAGGGGGGGGGGUCGGGGGCGACACCGAUGGACGCGCUGCGGCCGGGGGGGGAGGAAGGAUUGCGCGGCGAAGGGCGAGAAGGCGCCGGCGGUGGUGGUGGUCCCGCCCUGAACGUGACGAUGUGGAAAGGGUCGAACUGCCGAGUCUGCCGCUCGCUUAACGUGGCGUUGAACGGGGCUCCGGGUGAGCUGUGUUGCGAGACUUGCCGCAUCGCACAUAACCUCUGGAUCUGCAUGGUGUGCGGGCACAUAGGAUGCGGCCGCUACACGGGAGAGCAUGCGAGCCGCCACUUCCGUCUCUCGGGCCAUACCUACAGCCUCGAGCUCAGCACUGGGCGCGUGUGGGACUACAUCGGUGACUGCUACGCACACCGCGCGCUCCGCGGGCACCUCGCACCCUCUCAUGACAGGGCGGGGCGGCAAGGCCAAGGGCAAAGGGGGGAUGGGGCGCGCUGGGGGCGAGGUAGCUCCGGAGGCGGUCGGGGUGCCGAAUUGGGCUCAACUGGUGGAGGAGGAGGGGGCGGGGGGGAGGGGGGACGGGAUGGAUCCCCUCCGUUGUAUUCUGAGGGGGGCUUUGAUGACCAAGGAGGCGCCAGCUCUCUCAAGAUGGCGGUGGUUUCGAGGGAGUACGAGGCCCUUGUCGCGAGGCAGCUGCAGGAGCAGCAAAGGUACUUCGAGGAUCUCAUCGCCACUGCAGUGGCCGUCGACGCUGAGGCGAACGCGCCCGUGGAAGAGGUUCUCACGGACGAGGAACGGGCCGAGGUGGGCAAACUGAGGCAGGCGAUAGACGAGUUGUCCGGCAAGUACGAGGGGAUUCUGGACAGCCUCAGGACUGACGAGGAAACGGCCCGUAGGGUUCGGUCGGAGAACCGCGGCCUGGUCUCGGAGCAGCGCAGCCAGAAGCGGGAGGAGGGCCGCUUGGCCGAGGAGGCCAGGCAGACAAGGCGGCAGUGCGAGCAGCAGAUGUCGGAGCUAGAAGGGCAGAUGCAAGACUUACUCUUCUUCCUGAAGACACAGGAGAAGGUAAAAUCCAGCCCCCGUCGCCAGGAAAUAGUAGGGGGUUCCGUGGUGAUGGAAGAAGGUUCGGCCGGGGCGGCCGGUGGUGGGAACGGGAGGGGAGGCGCGAAGGAGACGGAACGGGAGAGGCUCGCUCGCAGGCUCAAGGAACGGAGUCACUCGAGGAGGGCAGGGAGCGGGGGGGCGAAGCCAAACCGUUGACAUUCAUCAGCACAAUGCGCGACAUGGAGUGCUACACGGGAGUGGCCGUAGCCACCAUGGAGAAGCAGAUCAUGCAAACUAUCCGACGGAGGUUGCGUUAGAAUUAGGAGCAAAGUGGGUGCUGGGGCCGCAUUAAAGGGUGGCGGUGGUGAAGAGCGAGGUAGGGUCUUAAUUAUAUCUUUUGUGCCAUAGCAAGCAGCGGAUGGUGCUGUCCUACCUUUCAAGGUCAGGCAGAAGGGGGAUUACCUGUAGACUGCUGUGCUACUGCGUUACCCUAGCAACGCACGAGAUGGGCGAUAGGGUUGCUGUGGACAGGGCAAAGGCGGGGAUGGGGGGUUGUCGACCCAAGCGUUCAGAUACCAUUGCUAAAGUCUAGCAGCCUGAAGAUUUGCCGUGGUGGCCUUUCGCUGGCUUGCAGUGGAGGUGCUCUGUCCCGAUCCGGAGACUGGUGGCAAUGCGAGGGCCACAGUACCGAUGCAGUAGGGACCCUGAUGUGGG